AUGCAUAUGUUACUAAUGUCGUCAGCGAUGCCAACUAAACAGAUAGAAAAGGAUUGUUUCCCAUGUCGAGUGACUGGUUCGCUAAGCAGCGCAUUCAUUGCGUCUGUCAUAUUCUACACAACGGCGACUUCGAAGUACUACGUGAAGAGACCUUACAUACAACGAGCUGUGCAGAGUGUAGGCGUCGUGUUCCUGUACGGCUCACUGGCCCGUUGGUUCUAUUUCCCGCCGUUCGGCUCGUUGAGACCUCGUCGAAAAGAGGAAAACUGA
Cooperia oncophora is the source of this 270-nucleotide messenger RNA. NCBI's taxonomy places the organism in Eukaryota, Metazoa, Nematoda, Chromadorea, Rhabditida, Trichostrongylidae. The record is from the annotation of a GenBank genome assembly.